UCUACGCUACCAACAAGGGCAAUACCAAAUGGAGCAGUACAUCUCCAAUCCCGAAGAUCCAGACACUUAUACACAACUCAGAAGAUUUCGAAUGCGGCCGGGCUAUCACCUAAUCGCUACGCUUCCCCUAGAUCCAGCCUUCGUGAUCCAAACGAUUACAUCACUUCCAUGGGGCACACAAUUCUGCCUUACUUUCUACUGCAUUGAAGACAACCCGUCAUUUGAGAUGUACUUCUUGUAUGCAAAAAGCUCUUAUACCUACUGGUGGGCACAUCAGCAAGCCAACGGUGACUUUCACUACGUGAGCAGGCCUGGUACCGUGGGUCAUCAAGAGGAGCACUACGUUUACAAUCCGACCAAGAAAGGAGGGUACAUCAGCUUAGCAAUUCAAAGGAACCAGAACGGCGGGACAGAUACUUACCUCAACGGAAAGUAUGUUGCUUCACGCAAGGAAGUAGGGGAACUGUCAUACUUCUACAAUAACAAACCCAUCAAAGGACUUCGGCUGUCGGAGCUCCAUAUGACUCAAUGGUCUAGUUCCACCAAUCAAAGUCGGGUCUUCAAGGCAAGUGUAGCUCACACCGUACCCCUAUGGAACAUCGGGAAACUGGGUAUUGGAUCUGUGGUGUCAUUUACUGUCAUUUCCGAUGACUACUACAGCAACAUCAAUAUGCAGUUUAUAAGGCAUAGCAACCGGGAAAGCGACAAGAAUGAUACUACACGUGCAGCCUACAUGGGUGUAGCUCCACGAGCCAAUAUGGAGAUAAAAGGAGUUUGCAAAAUGGCGACGUUCACAGCUACAAUCUGGAGCGACCUGCAAAAUACUCCCAUCACCUUCGACAACAAUGAAACACUGCAAAAUCUGGAUGUGGCCAUAAACAACGUCUCGUACAAUGAUAUAGUAAUGGAUGUAGGCCUCCUUCAGUAAUAGCUACUGGAUUUAAGACCCGGACCCUCCUGUUCAGUCUACACGGAACACGAACAAAGAGUGCUUGAUUGUUUCCUACAAGUCGGACCAAUAAAGUUUUCACACCGA
Molecule: messenger RNA, 1036 nt
Organism: Ornithodoros turicata
Lineage: Eukaryota; Metazoa; Arthropoda; Arachnida; Ixodida; Argasidae
Exons: 7
Coding region: 29-928 (299 amino acids)
Source: RefSeq, a predicted model, not a curated record